Molecule: messenger RNA, 1470 nt
Organism: Psilocybe cubensis
Lineage: Eukaryota; Fungi; Basidiomycota; Agaricomycetes; Agaricales; Agrocybaceae
Exons: 4
Coding region: 1-1470 (489 amino acids)
Source: RefSeq, a predicted model, not a curated record
AUGACCACCCCUUGGUUGACUGGCGCUCCAGUUCGCUCUAGAGAGCUCUUGUGGCCAAAAGACGAUGAACUUGUUUCUUCUGGAAGUUGGGAUCGCGAAGGAAUGUCAACUGUGCAUGGAUUCGUGUUACACUGGUUCUCCUUCAUCCAGGAUACGGAACGGACGGUCAUUUACAUUGCAGAUACAAAUUCUGAUGUCUCAUCAGGACCAAUUAUUCUGACUCCGAUUGCGAACGAGUUGCAGUAUGCCUCGGAUCGCGUCGCGUUAGUGGGAACGACAAGGUUCGCGACGGCCGAGUGGAUUGUUAGUGAGAGUACGCUUAAAUUCAGAGUCCACCAGCUUGACGGGGUUGUCGAACGAGAGAGUUCGAUAUCUGUCCAGGCUGCAUUUGGUGACCUUCGCGUUUUAGACUCGAAAAUUCAUCUAUGUAUUUCAUCUGGCCCUACAAAUGCAUCCAACGCAGUUAUGACGCCGCAUCCGAUCCGCCUCGGUAGCGAUAUCGAGGAUUCAGAUACGACUCCAGUAUUUGCUGAUCAAAUUUUGAUAUGGGAUUUCGCGUCUGGCGCGUUUCAGCGCAUUUCAAUUCCUGAACCUAUGCGUCAUGGUGCAGAAUAUACUUUCCCUUCGGACCAUCAAGUUGUCCUAGCGGGCUUGGUCGAGGACCACAACGGACAAGAGCAACUCGCAUUAUCAUGUUUUAACAUAAACCAUGAGCCCCAGACUCAAUCUGUUGCGCGUUCAUUCUCUCCAGGUGGCUCUUCGCACGAACGAGUCCUCAAAGGGAUGGGUGUAGCAUCGGAGGACAACACGAAUUCCAGUGAUAUCAUUGUGCAUUCUUUUGACAGAAUUGCUGUGUUCAAUAAGGCAUUUUUUGACAAAGAAGUCGAGGAUAAUCCAGUGUCAGGUCGUUUACAUUUUCUUAGGUCCAUUCUGUUGCAAAAGGAUGUCCGAGUAUUACCAUUCUCCUUGUCGGGUCCCCUACCUGCCGUCGCAAACAAUCGAGUACUAGGUUAUAGGAGAAUCCAAGGGAAAUAUCAGUUCUUCGUACUGGAUUUCGACGAACAACGAGUCAGCGCUCUUCUCAACAUGAAACCAGAAGAACGGGAAGCUCUCCGAUUACAGCUCGCGGAAGCUGGUUCCCGUGUAACUGUCGUAACACGCCAGUCUUACGCCCAGGAAGAAGGUGUUGGUGGUGGCGCUGUUGAUGCUGAAUACCCCCCUCGUCGCGUACCUCCAGCAUGGAUGGCCCAUCUCCGUGCACUUGCGGAGGAGGAAAAACAGGGAGGGGCCCUCAUCUAUGAUGAAGCUCCAGAAGACCGCAGAGAAGGCAGAUGGGGAUUUGUGCAAUCGGAACUGCACCUCGGAAACCCAAUCACACUUGUGAGGGUGGGUAGAAUGGGUCUUGCACCUGAUCGCAUAGUUCUCAUACCUGAGCCGGGGGAUAGUGGUAUGAUCUGGUAUUUUGAGUAG